CGUCCCUUGUCGACACGACCCACACCCUUCUCACUACUUUAUAUGCCUCUAGCGAUACACGACCAAAUAAGGGUAGAACGCGCAGCUUCUGCUCGACGAUAAAAUACCGAUUGCUUCUGAUUCACACAUCCGUGGCUCCUGUCGCCUGCGCAAUAUUAUUUACCCUCCGGCUCUCCGAUUAAAUACUGCAACUUUUGGAGCGCGCAUUGCGCAGAGCGUAGCCGCCAUACUUCAUUUAACACAUCUGAAAACGCGCCAUAAUCACUCCGACGCGCUGUCUGAUUCGCAAAAUGGCUCCAAAACGGUCCCUCCCGAAACAAUUCAAUCCGCUGUUGGCGGAAGAGCAUUCUCCUCCUCAUGAGAUACUCGUCGAGAGGAGACGCCUUGGGCAGACGACACUCGCGGUCAAACCUGGCCAGGUGGGCACGUCGAGCGCAACAAAGCCGGAAAAUCUGGGAAUAUUCGAUUACAUGCAUCUACGUUGCCCUCUUCCGAAGGAUUUAGAGGGGUCGGAGAUUUUCACGGCCAGCGCGAAGCAGCCGUACCCAGAGUCUUACUUCCUCAUGCGGAGGCUCAACGACGGCUACGUGAGUGCCACCGGCAUGUUCAAAGCCGCAUUCCCCUGGGCUCGCCGCUCCGAAGACGAAGCGGAGCGCAAGUAUAUCAAAAGUCUUUCAACGACGAGCAAAGAUGAGACUGCUGGAAACGUCUGGAUCUCCCCGGAGCAAGCUCUUAAACUUGCCGAUGAAUACAGAGUUCGACCAUGGGUAAUGGCGUUGAUUGAUCCAGCGGCUGUGGAUAAGGCGCCAGUGGAUUUCCGACCUUCUUCUUCUUCGCCGUCGGUCCCAAAGAUUAGUCCUCCAGAGGGCAACACUGCACUUCCCCCGCCAACCCCUUCGCGGCGCGGUCGCCAGCGAUCAAGCUCCCCCGGCAAAACGGCUGCGAGAAAGAUCGCUACUCCGCGCAAGCCACGGGCGGUCAAGAACACUGAUGCAAGCAGUGCCAGCAUGACCAGCACAUCUCCGAAGUCUACAAGCGAAAAGAGUACGCCAAUGAAGUCCAACGCGGCAGAGGAAGAGAAGGUUAGGGUCGAAAUCGACGAGGCCAUCGACGAGGCCGACGAGGUCGAGACUACUACGACUAAUGUCAAGAUCGAAAUGCCCGUCAGCGCUCCCGAGCUUCCUCUACCCGAAAGCCCGGAAGAAAUGAUUGCCAAAGCAAAGGAAAUGGUUGAGGAAGCAAGAAAGCUUGACGGAGAAUCUUCUCCUAAGGGUAAAGCAAUCAAACGCAAGGCUGACGAGAUCGAGGAAGGCAGUGAGGAUGAGGAUAUCAAAUUGCAGCGGAUAAAGAAGGCACGUGUCAUUCAAGGCCAGUUGAAACGUGAAAAGGUUAGGACCAGAGCAUUGCUUGGAUUGAGCGCCACGUUAGCAAUUGGGGCAAUCAUUCCAUACUUCUUCUGAUCAGACAUUUACGAGCCUUUUUUUAACCACUCUUUAUACCAAGGUCCCUUUCCUUAAGCCUUUUUCUUUGACUACUUGUUUAAUUACCUCCUUUGAGCGCAAAUUUGCACAAUUGGAAUGUUUCUCUUCCAUUUCUCUCAGCUUCUUUUCUCCUGUCAAUUCUUUCUCUCGAUUUCCUUAAUCAUUCGUGAGGGUAAAAAUAUGCAACUGAAAGCUGGCCGAGUCCAUAUCGUCAACGUAGAUUUCGUAUGAGUGUAUAGGAGAAUGCUUUCAUGACUAUAAGUGCUGUAACGGUGAGCAAAGAAGUACAUCCCGGAAAGGUCCUUGAUAUAUCAAUUGUCCGC
Molecule: messenger RNA, 1804 nt
Organism: Xylona heveae TC161
Lineage: Eukaryota; Fungi; Ascomycota; Xylonomycetes; Xylonales; Xylonaceae
Product: DNA-binding domain of Mlu1-box binding protein MBP1
Exons: 5
Coding region: 291-1460 (389 amino acids)
Biological process (GO): meiotic attachment of telomere to nuclear envelope; mitotic telomere tethering at nuclear periphery
Cellular component (GO): nuclear membrane complex Bqt3-Bqt4
Molecular function (GO): DNA binding
Source: RefSeq, a predicted model, not a curated record